Molecule: messenger RNA, 4828 nt
Organism: Vespula pensylvanica (western yellowjacket)
Lineage: Eukaryota; Metazoa; Arthropoda; Insecta; Hymenoptera; Vespidae
Product: Krueppel-like factor 3
Exons: 7
Coding region: 2704-3690 (328 amino acids)
Biological process (GO): regulation of transcription by RNA polymerase II
Molecular function (GO): RNA polymerase II cis-regulatory region sequence-specific DNA binding; DNA-binding transcription factor activity, RNA polymerase II-specific
Source: RefSeq, a predicted model, not a curated record
UGUAAUAAAAUGUAUUGUAAUAUGUGAUGCUAUUUUUAUAUAAUUCUAUUCAUUUAAAUUUCUUUUAAAUUAUGUGUGCAAUAACUAUACAUUAAAUAAACUUAUAUAGUUAUAUAUAUAUAGUAAUAGUUGUACCCAUCUUUCUCAUUCUCGAUAUACUUAUACAACAAAAUCGUAGAGUUUCAAAGAAGGAAAAUAAAUAAAUAAAUGAAUGAAUGAAUGAAUAAAUAAAAAAAAAAACAAGGAUCGGUCGCGCGUACAAAUCGAAGCGGUGUUUAAGAUAAUUUCAGGUUUGCUGAUAUCGAAGGUUCCCGGCGCGAACGCGCGGGAUUGCGAGAAGGAGAGAAGAGAAGAAGAACCGUGCCGUCGAGGAAGAUCGCGAAAAAAUGAUCGAGCCUCUUGCGUACCUGCUACGUUCUUCGACCUAUCGAGGUCGCGUGUCACGACCUCGUCGUACGUGGCUCCAUUACCUAAGACACCGCUCGUGCCUUCGGAGUCCCGUACGUCGCUAAGAUAGAAAGAGAAAGAGAAAAAGAGAGAGGAUAGAUUAGGAUUCUCUUCCUCGUGUGCAGUACGUUUUAUCGAGAGGUAACGCUUAGACGAUCUUCGAUAUUCUAGUCGACAGAACCUUCCGAAUCGCCAUUAGAAUUUUUAUUCGUAUGAAGAAAGACAUGUUUCGAAAAGGAUUUUAGAGUUAGCCAGUCAGCCAGUCAGUCAGUCAGUUAGCCAGUCAGUCAGUCAGUCAGUCAGUCAGUCAGUCAGUCAGUCAGUUCAAAGUUUAACACAGAACGGCAAUUAUCGAAGGAGGUGUUUUCUUAGGAAAAUUUUUUGGAUCUCGCGAUAGUAUUCGAACGUAGGCGUCUUUGUCUUCGUUAGACAACGGUUCUGUUUCUCCAAGGCGUGGCCGUUGAUUUGUCUACAUCCCGGUCAUACUGUAGAAAAAGCGUUGGAUCGAUUCCGCUACGAAAGUCUUGGAUAGUGACACCCACAUCCAUGGCCUUCGGCGAUCGAUCGAUCUAGAGAGAGAAAGAGAGAAAGAGAGAGAGAGAGAGAGAGAUUCUUUGUUCCUUCGUCAUCGAACAUCACCAUUCGACCUCUCGCUGCUUUUUGAACCGUUCUCUUAUAUUUUAUAUCUAUAUUCCUUCGACGUCUUCGUUGGUGUAGAUUCCUAAGAGAUAUCUCGAGAAGUUAUAUCCUUAAGAAAAAAAAAAAAGGAACAAAAAAAAAGACAAGACAAAUAAAAAAAAAAUAAAAAACAAAAAAGAAAAAAUAAAGAAUAUUCGCGGCUCCUGCCAGUCGCGUUGUCAGUCGCGAGACGGACGCUCUCAGGGACAGACAGGGAAUCAACCCAGACAUCAGAAUGACGUCCGUACAUCGUCGGCUCUCGCGGUGCACUCAAUUUAAAAGUUCCACGCUCGCAUAUACCGACAGCUUGUCGGAACUUUUACAGAACGAAUGCCAGAAUAAGGAAGAAGGUUGCAUUGCUAGAUAGGAUAGGAUAGGGUAGGUAGGUAUUCGAUAAAAACACCGCAAUGCGCGAACAUUAUCUUUCAGUCGUCGAAAUGAACGAUUCCGAAGGUAAACUGAUUCGGCCAUGUAAAGAUACGAAUGAGAUGGCUACACUGAUUGAUUCUUUUUCUUCUUAUUCUUCUUUUUUUUCCCUAUUUUUUCUUUCUUUUUUUAGUUCUCUUCCUUUGUAUUUUUUGUUUCACCGUUCCUUUGCUUUUCGACCUAUAGACGAUUUAUUAUUUCGAUUAGUAUUAUGAAAAAAACAUUUUCCUUUGAUGAGACGAUCGAAUCGAUACGAUCGAUUGAGCAAAAAGGGAAAAACUCGACGUCGCGGCCACCGGCUACGGAACGGUGUUGGCUGUAAUAAGAAGACGAAGAGUAAUACGGGAGGGCCGAUACACGGGCGAACGGCCUCGCGCACCGACGAGGAGAGUUGUACGGAGGAUCGAGAACCAACCGGCGAUCAAGGAAGGCAGUGCACGCCCGGCCGCCGAGACGAGCGGAUGGUUGUAGCUCGUGCUCUGAAGCGUAGGAUAGACAGACAGCUCGUGUAUAUAAAAGCUUUUCAUAGCGAAAGAAAGAAAGACAGAAAAAAAGAAACGAAAUGUCAAUUAUUCCUUCGGUCCAGAAGAGUAAUGAGACGACCGAAGGACCAAUAUUCGAGCCAACAUGCCAAUCCGGAUGCCAGUGAAGAAGAAGUGUCUCUACCUGUAACUAAUUAAUAUGUUACUUAGCUAGUUGAAUUAGUAAGUGAUAUGUUUGAUCUAUAUCUCCGCGGUGACUGUGGAUGACACUGACGUGAUAGAAUUUUUAUCAACUAAAACGCGCGAGUGAAUUUCGUCUGUAUUUUUCAUCGUCGUGUUUUCGGAGGGAAAAAGGGAAGAAAGAAGAAAAAAUAGAUAGAAAGAAAAAAAAAGGGUGUAUUACUUCUCGAUUUACUCGCUCCUCCGUCCUUUUUUUCCCUCUUCGCGUGUAAAGAAAGACAAACGAGUGGUAACUUAUCUUUAAAUCAUUCAGCGAGAAUUCUCUCGCCUGCGGUAUUUCUCUCGCGAUCUAUCGAUCUUUCGGGAGUGAAGUGAAACAGACGUUCUUCAAAGAGGAAAACGAUCGGAAGUAGUAGAAAGGGAGCGAGUAGUAAACGGGCGAGUGCAGUGACUGACUUACAUCGGGAACGCCAACCUGCAAUCAAGGUUCAUGGUUUUCAUGGAGGAGAGCGAGCUCUCGAGCAAGCGGUGGGCCAGUGCGCCCCGCCGCCCGGACAGCCCCUGCGUCCUGGGGGCACCGACGUCUAGGGAGGCGGCGGGACCGCCGGUGCAGCUGGAACCAGUGGACCUGUCCGUGAAAACUCCCGUGGUGUUGCAGGUGCCUCGGUAUAAUCCAGCGGUGAUAAUUAGUGCCGCUGCAAGAAGAGUACCUUCACCUUCGACAACGCCUACACCACCACCAGCUUCUCUCUACGUCUCUUCAACCGUGUCGCCAACCUUGCCAUCUUUGGGGGAAGCAGCAUGGGAAAGGGAACAGGAACGAGAUCGGGAAAGAGAGAGGACACGAGAAAGGGAAAGAGGGCGAGAAAGGACUGGCGAGAACGAGAGGGAACGACAACAGGAACGGGAGAGCGCGAUCAGGGAGAGAGAAACGCGAGAUCGAGAGAGAGAACGAGAUCGCGAUCGUGAGAGACAAAGGGAAAGAGAAAGAGAGAGGGACGUAUCCGUUUGCGUGAUGGAACCACCCGACCCAGUAUUCGUAUCAUCCCCUGCAGCCCUCCUCGCUUUGCAAAGGAUAAAGGAAGCAUCUCUUGUCUUUCACAAACGACCAACGCUGGCGAGUGGCAUCGGAUUGAGCGGUAGAGCCAACGCCGGCGUGGGUGGAAACGGAGCUAGUUUAGGGGUCGACAGUGAGUGCGGCGACGCGUUGAAGAGGCGCAAGGUUCACAGAUGUGACGUAGCAGGCUGUGACAAGGUCUACACGAAAAGUUCCCACCUGAAGGCACACAAAAGGACUCACACUGGAGAAAAACCGUAUCAAUGCACGUGGGAAGGCUGCACGUGGAAGUUUGCACGUUCGGACGAGCUUACGAGACACUAUCGCAAGCACACCGGCCAAAAACCGUUCAAGUGCCAUCUCUGUCAGCGAUCGUUUUCUCGGAGCGAUCAUCUCUCUCUACAUAUGAAGAGGCAUUGAUAAGCUGACGUCCGAAUGCGACGAAGAUAGAUAUUACAAGAAGAAGAACACAGAAAGAGAAAAAGAGAGGGAGAGAGAGAAAAGAACGGUGGAUAGCGGAAAGAAGAAGGAUGCUGUUAAGCUCAAACUCAUCGACGCAACCACCGAAAAAAAAAAUCAAUAUUUAAAGACUACGACGACGGAAACGACGAUUUUACAUCGGGACCUGAAGAGCUUAGGCACUAAUUUAGGAUAGUCGUCUCGUUAAGGACGACAAAGCCUGGCUGAAUGAAACUAGAGAAGAAAGUUGAAGAAUUUUUAGAUCGUUCGUUAGAUUUAGAGCUUUUUCUUUAUUUUUCCCUUCUUUUUUGUUUUCUUUUUGUAUUUCUUUUCUUUCCUCUCUCUUUUUAACACGACGAUUAUCUCACGCGAUUAUCAUAUUUCUCGACACUCUUUGUUUUCCUUCGAACUCUAAUAUUAAAAAUUUUCCCGUUCGAUUUUUGUUUCUCUCGCCGAUCAAAUUCCUACGUAGUAUAUAUCGCACACUGCUUUUCAAUCUUUUUUGUAUCAUUCGACUAUUUAUUUUUUUCUUCCUUUCGAAAUCUCCUACGUACUCGUUAACGAUAUUAUCGUCGUAAAUCUGGACGAGUAUAACGAGUCAAAAUUAUGCGAAUUAAAUUAUAUUGACGUAGGUUUAAAGAGAAAAAAAGAAAAUAGAAAAAAAUAAAAAAAGUAAAAUGCGAAAAGAAAAUAAAGUCGAUCGCAAUGUUUAGAGAGAAAAUCUGCAAAAAUAUCAUCGAUAGGCUAUUAACUAUAAUACAUAACUUCGAUCAUUAUGCACAAAGAAUUUCGCGUUUAGAAACGGACAAUCAUUUGCGUUUCGUUGAACGAAAGAUUAGAAGACAUUCUAAAAGGUCAGUAUUACAAGUGCAUUAAGCAAUAUCGUCGUGGCAUUAAAUCAAUGCUUCUUCGUAUAUAUACAUACAUACAAAACAUACACACACACACAUACAUAUAUAUAUAUUUUUUCUUUUAGUCGUGCGCUCUUCGAUCGUUGGAAAAAAUUGUUUCUCUUUUUUUAAAGAAAAAAGAGCAAGACGACGUAGGCGUUAGUUCGUCGAACGAAUAAUUUUUAAUAGCCUCGCGUCAAGGUGCCAAA